GUCUUUCUAUUAUUCAGGCGCAGUCCAUGCUGCAACUAUCAAGACUGUGAGUUUGGAAAAAAAGACUGUGUCAGUGGAAUGGACAGAAAGUAGCAGUACCAAAGGGAAAGAGAUUGACUUUAAUGAUGUGGUAGCAAUAAAUCCUGAGCUAUUCACAACUCCAGUUGCUGCUGAUGUGAAAGACAGCUUUCCUGUCCAGGAAAAUGUAAUCACACAGAGAAAAAAUUGCAGGACAACAAUCUCAAAAAUUCCUGCUCCAAGGGAAGCUGUACGGUACCAAGCUAGCAAAAUGUCAAUCAUAGCAGAAUCACAAAACAAUCCUCUGGAAAAUGAGAUGGAAGUAGAAUCAGGUGUUCCCGUACCAACGCGAAGCCAUUCUGCUCUUCCUGUUGUACGAGCUCGAUCUAGAAGCAGCUACUCUUCUGACAGAUGUAACAUACAACCAAAUGGCAAUGAAGUGACAGAAGAAACUACACAGUCUCUCAGAAUUGUCUCUGCUGCAAUUCAAGCUCGGAGAAAAUCUAACAUUGUGAAAGAAAUGGAAAAAAUGAAGAAUAAGAGAGAAGAAAAAAGAGCUCAGUUCUCUGAAAUAAGAAACAAGCGGGCACAGGAGUUUGACAGCAGUUGUCCAAAUUGGGAUUUUGCACGGAUGGUCAAGGAAUACAGAGCCACUAUUAAUUGCCAGUCGAUAUCAAUGAAUGACCCAAUAGAAGAACAUAGAAUUUGUGUGUGUGUGAGGAAACGGCCCUUAAAUAAACAAGAACUUGCAAAGAAAGAAUGUGAUAUUAUUACUGUUGUCAGUAAGAACAGUAUCCUAGUCCAUGAACCAAAGGUGAAAGUGGAUCUGACAAAAUAUCUUGAAAACCAGCCUUUUCGAUUUGACUUCUCAUUUGAUGAAAAAGCUUCAAAUGAAAUGGUUUAUUGGUUCACUGCUAGACCGCUUGUACAGACAAUCUUUGAGGGGGGGAAAGCUACGUGUUUUGCCUAUGGCCAGACUGGUAGUGGAAAAACACAUACUAUGGGUGGAGACUUCUCAGGGAGAACACAGAAGGCCUCCAAAGGAAUAUAUGCUUUUGCAUCACAGGAUGUCUUCCUCCUCCUGAACCAGACACGGUACAAGGCUCAAGGUCUAGAAGUAUAUGUGACUUUCUUUGAAAUAUACAAUGGAAAGUUGUUUGACCUCUUGAACAAAAAAGCAAAGCUGCGAGUAUUAGAGGAUGGCAAACAGCAGGUUCAAGUGGUUGGCCUGCACGAAAUACAAGUGAAUUGUGCUGAAGAUGUUAUCCGAAUGAUUGAAAUUGGGAGUGCCUGCAGGACAUCUGGGCAAACAUUUGCAAACUCCAGCUCCUCACGGUCCCAUGCUUGCUUUCAAAUUAUUCUGCGCAGAAAAGGAAAACUUCACGGGAAGUUCUCCUUAGUGGAUUUAGCUGGGAAUGAGAGAGGUGCUGAUACAUCCAGCGCUGAUCGACAGACACGAAUGGAAGCAGCAGAAAUAAACAAAAGCUUGCUAGCACUAAAGGAAUGCAUCCGUGCUCUAGGUCAGAAUAAACAACAUACACCUUUUCGGGAGAGCAAACUAACUCAGGUGUUAAGGGAUUCCUUCAUUGGAGCCAAUUCCAGAACUUGUAUGAUUGCAAUGAUCUCCCCAGGCAUGAAUUCCUGUGAAUACACCUUAAAUACCUUGCGUUAUGCUGAUAGAGUAAAAGAACUCCCUCACAAUGGAACAGCUGGUGAGGCACAGAACUGUAUGGACACUGAAGAUGAAGAGCUGGAGAUUAGUGAGGAAGAUUCAGACAACCUUCUUGAGCUUUCUGAAGAUGAGCUGUCUCCUCAUCUGUCCAGUUUCCGUGAAGCUCUCACCCGGAUUAGUGAGCUUGAGGAUAAGGCAAUCGAAGAACUUAAGGAAGUCAGGGAGAAAAUGAAUACCUGUAACUCUCUCCUGAACAUUGCGGAACAACCAGAAUAUGACCUGGAGGCAUUUGUGUAUGAAACUCAGUGCUUCAUAAAUGAAGGAACCAAAAGUUUCCUUACUUUGAAAGAGACUCUGGAAGAACUAACCCUUGCCAUGCAGAUGGAAGAACAAGCUAGCAAGCAUCUGAAUAAGAAACAACUUCAGCAGCCACCCAAUUGUUAAAAUGAAUCUUUCCCUUCUCCAUUUGCCUGUCACUUCUCUGGUUUGGUGUUAACAUAUUUUAAAUGCAAUCCAAGAUUCAGCCUCUGGUUUGAGGAGGGGGGUCCCUAUUUUUUGCAGGGAAUGCUACCUGUGAUGCAGACAGGAGACAGUGUUCUAUCAGAAUGUGAUGUUUCUGGGAUUGCUACUCAUCUUUUUCAAUACUGAAAGCUACACAGGGUGGGUGCUUUAGUAUCAUUUGGUAAACGUGUAUAUUUCUAGUGUACAGAAAAUCUUUUGUGAAAUGUGUUUUGAAUGUCUAAAUUGAAUGCAGUCUAUUGACUCUUAAACUGGAUUUGCUGUUGUAUACAUUUUUAAUAGGGAGGAAACAGUAACUAAACCUGUUUAAAUAAAUCUUUCUGACAUUAUUAAGUUCUGUAUUAAAA
Molecule: messenger RNA, 2556 nt
Organism: Sceloporus undulatus (fence lizard)
Lineage: Eukaryota; Metazoa; Chordata; Lepidosauria; Squamata; Phrynosomatidae
Gene: KIF2C
Product: kinesin family member 2C
Biological process (GO): microtubule-based movement
Molecular function (GO): microtubule binding; ATP binding; microtubule motor activity
Source: RefSeq, a predicted model, not a curated record